AUGCAUAUCAUCAAGACUGUAGCACACACUCAGGAUUAUACAGUAUUUUUAACUGAUAUCAUGACUCACGAGUUAGUGGAAUAUAUUCAGGAUCUUGUGUGUCUGUAUGAGGGGGGGGGGGGUUUGGGGGGGGGGGGGGGGGGGAUUUGGGGGGGUAGGGGGGGGGGGGGGUGGGGGGGGGGGUCACAGAUAUUUGUGAUAUAUGGUGGAACUUUGGCUAUGAGGGUAAGAAGUGUCUGGAGAGAAGGUGGGGGAGAAUUUGGUAACAUUGAGGUGGAGUCAAUAAAAAUGAUGUGA
Molecule: messenger RNA, 297 nt
Organism: Dicrocoelium dendriticum
Lineage: Eukaryota; Metazoa; Platyhelminthes; Trematoda; Plagiorchiida; Dicrocoeliidae
Source: the annotation of a GenBank genome assembly